AUCCAAUAUUGAGAAAUUUCGAAAUCUAGAAUCAAUAUUUAAGGAAAACGAACGUUUCGGUGUCGAAUAAUGUUGAGCACAAGGGUGAGUAUCCACGAAUCCAUGGAAAGCUGGUUGCUCUGCCUGCAGCGGGAUGCUCCUCCCUGCCUCCCUGGCGGCCCUGUGCCCUGGGGCUGUGAUCCCGUCCUGCUCCCGCCGUCCCCAGCACAUCCCAGGAGCCAUGAGGAGGUUUGGCUACUGCCGGGUGGUGCUGGCCACGUCCCUGCUCUGGGUGCUGCUGGACGUGUUCCUGCUGCUCUACUUCAGCGAGUGCAACAAGUGUGAGGACAGCAAGGAGCGCUCGCUGCUGCCGGCGCUGCGCGCCGUCAUUUCCCGGAACCAGGAGGGCCCGGGGGAGAUGGGCAGGGCCGUGCUCAUCCCCAAGGAGGAGCAGGAGAAGAUGAAGGAGCUGUUCAAGAUCAACCAGUUCAACCUCCUGGCCAGCGACCGCAUCGCGCUGAACCGCAGCCUGCCCGACGUGCGGCUGGACGGGUGCAAGAGCAAGGUGUACCCGGAGGAGCUGCCCAACACCAGCGUGGUGAUCGUGUUCCACAACGAGGCGUGGAGCACGCUGCUGCGCACCGUCCACAGCGUGCUGGAGCGCUCGCCGCCGCGCCUGCUGGCCGAGAUCGUGCUGGUGGACGACGCCAGCGAGAGAGAGUUUUUGAAGGCCUCCUUGGAGCAUUACGUGCAGAAGCUGGAGGUGCCCGUCAGGAUCCUGCGGAUGGAGCAGCGCUCGGGGCUGAUCCGGGCGCGGCUCCGCGGGGCGGCGGCCGCCAGGGGCCAGGUGAUCACCUUCCUGGACGCCCACUGCGAGUGCACCCUGGGCUGGCUGGAGCCGCUGCUGGCCAGGAUCAAGGAGGACAGGAAAACCGUGGUGUGUCCCAUCAUCGACGUGAUCAGCGACGACACCUUCGAGUACAUGGCGGGCUCGGACAUGACCUACGGGGGCUUCAACUGGAAGCUGAAUUUCCGCUGGUACCCCGUGCCCCAGAGGGAGAUGGACCGCAGGAAAGGGGACAGGACGCUGCCCGUCAGGACCCCAACUAUGGCUGGUGGCCUGUUUUCUAUUGACAGGAACUACUUUGAAGAGAUAGGAACUUACGAUGCAGGAAUGGAUAUCUGGGGUGGCGAGAAUCUUGAAAUGUCCUUUAGGAUCUGGCAGUGUGGAGGCUCCCUGGAGAUCGUCACCUGCUCCCACGUGGGACACGUGUUCCGGAAGGCGACUCCCUACACCUUCCCCGGCGGCACCGGCCACGUCAUCAACAAGAACAACCGCAGGCUGGCCGAGGUCUGGAUGGACGAGUUCAAGGAUUUCUUCUACAUCAUCUCCCCCGGGGUGGUGAAGGUGGAUUAUGGAGAUGUUUCCGUCAGGAAAGCCCUGAGGGAGAGCCUGGGGUGCAAACCCUUCUCCUGGUACCUGGAGAACGUCUACCCCGACUCGCAGAUCCCGCGGCGCUACUACUCGCUGGGAGAGAUCAGGAAUGUUGAAACCAACCAGUGCUUGGACAACAUGGGCCGCAAGGAGAAUGAAAAAGUGGGAUUUUUCAACUGCCACGGCAUGGGAGGGAACCAGGUGUUUUCCUACACGGCGGACAAGGAGAUCCGCACGGACGACCUGUGCCUGGAUGUGUCGCGGCUCAACGGCCCCGUCCUCAUGCUCAAGUGCCACCACCUGCGGGGCAACCAGCUCUGGGAGUACGAUGCCGAGCGGCGCACGUUCCUGCACAUCAUCACACAGUCGUGCCUGACGCUGGGCAGGAUCGAGGACGGCUCCCAGGGCCCCACGGUGGAGGCCUGUGACGGGAGCCCCCUGCAGACCUGGACCCUCAGGAAUUAUUCCCGCCUGGAAGUCAUCAGGAAAGUUUACUCCAGCCCCACUGAUUAUUUCCUGUAGGGCCCUCGGGGGCCAAUCCGGGAUGUGCCGGGGUAAGGAAUUCCCAGGAAAUCAUCCUGCUCCAGGUUCUGCUGGAUUUCUGUCUUGUUUUAUUUUUGGGGUGGGGUUUUUGUGGUUUUUAUUAUUUUUAAAAUUGUUUUGAAAAUGUUCGUUUUUCGCGGUGUUCGUAGAUUUUCAUGGAAUAAUUAAUGGAAUUUUACGAGGAUUUUUCAAAUACUUUUUCACGUUUUUUUUUUAAUACCCCUAAGGA
Ficedula albicollis (Collared flycatcher) is the source of this 2186-nucleotide messenger RNA. RefSeq names its product polypeptide N-acetylgalactosaminyltransferase 13 (gene GALNT13). NCBI's taxonomy places the organism in Eukaryota, Metazoa, Chordata, Aves, Passeriformes, Muscicapidae. The transcript is spliced from 11 exons. Gene Ontology annotation, cellular component: Golgi apparatus. The record is from RefSeq and is a predicted model, not a curated record. Bases 134 to 1936 code for a protein of 600 amino acids.